AUGUUCCUUGUGGAGCGCAGCGCGUUCCGCACGCUGGUUCGCGGCCGGGCAUUCGCAAGCCAGAGCGCGUUUAGCGACUUGGGGCCCACCUGGGCUCCCAUGGAACAGCUCCAAGCGACCUUCGAUGAGGUCCUACUGAGGCCGUGGCGUUUCCCGCCGCACGUGCAAGAGCUGCACCGCAUGGCGGUCUUGGAGCGCCAGCAGCGGCAGCGCGUGGUGGACCAGGCACCAGUGGCCGCAGAGCGCCAAGCGCUGCUGGCGCGGAAGGUGGUCUACUGCAUCAUGGGCAGAGAAAGCCCUCGAGUGCAAGUGUGCGUGACGAAGGUCUCUGCUGCACAGGACUUCAUGGAACGCUCGCUCCACGAGCUCCAGCGUGCCGCCGCAGCCGCACAGUCCGGAAAGCUGCCCAAGCGGCGGUCGAAUGCGGCGAAGUCGGGGUUGGCACUGGAACAUCCCGAGAACUUGCUCCUGUACGUCCUCGAGAGCUUGGCCAGUCCAGACAUCCCCUACCACCGGAUCUGUCAAGAGCGCUUGCGCCACUGGGCCCUCCGCGAAACGACCUCAGCUCAUUCCUCAAGUCUGAUGGAGCUGCUUCAACGUGACUAUGAGCUGGCCUGGAUAGGCUGCAAUGUGAAUUUCAUUCUGGGCUUGAUGGCCUUUGCCUCUUGCUUGGUCUCCUUCUCCUGUGUCACUUGGGGAGCAGUGAGCCGUCCCAUUGCUUGCACCGUCCUGGCCACCGAGUGUUUGAUUAUCUCAAUUGUCAACGAUGGCGUGGUUCAGGGCGAUGGUCGAGCAGGCGGAGUGCGUUUCGGCUGCAACCUGUUUUCGCUGUGCAAACGCUACAUCGUCCUCUUGGCCUACCACGCAUGGCAUGGGCAGCGCCUGACCUUGGCCCUGUCCUUUUGCUUUGUUAUUCUUGCGAUCCAUUCCUUGGUUCGCUUGCAGCUGGCCAAGCAGAACGACUGA
Molecule: messenger RNA, 966 nt
Organism: Durusdinium trenchii
Lineage: Eukaryota; Dinophyceae; Suessiales; Symbiodiniaceae
Source: the annotation of a GenBank genome assembly